Messenger RNA from Gloeophyllum trabeum ATCC 11539, 1896 nucleotides. RefSeq lists its product as uncharacterized. Bases 1 to 1896 code for a protein of 631 amino acids. Gene Ontology annotation, molecular function: transcription coactivator activity. Lineage: Eukaryota; Fungi; Basidiomycota; Agaricomycetes; Gloeophyllales; Gloeophyllaceae. Gene Ontology annotation, cellular component: SAGA complex. Gene Ontology annotation, biological process: regulation of transcription by RNA polymerase II. The record is from RefSeq and is a predicted model, not a curated record. The transcript is spliced from 6 exons.
AUGGCCCAUCCACUUACACAGUUCGCCUCGCCACCCAACCUACGCUCAUCUCUCUUCAAGAACCCCCCUGAUUCCGUGCCACCAACUGAUGUACUGGAGGAGCUACACUCUGAACUGAAGUUAUUGAAGACCAAGGCCCUGGAGCGGGCGAAGAAGGCGGAGUAUGACCUCAGGUUUAUCGAGGAGUCCAUGAAGCGAAUGAAGGAGAAGGAGAAGGGUAAGGCGAAAGCGGUUGAUAAGGUGAAGAAGGAGCGCGACUUCACGCCCAUUCCUGCCGAAGAGCCCAAGCUCCCUCAGUCGCUACCGCCGCGGCCACGUGUGGUAGGAGGCACUCCUGUACCAUCUACAUCUGCAAAACCGCUUCUGGACCCUCGAAAAUCUUUAAGUAAAGCAGUGGAGGAUACUAAGAAGAAGAAGAAGAAGCGGAAAAGAGAAGCUGGCGAGAGCGAAGAUGAACGUGAACCUCAACGUAUCCGCAAAGGAUCUCCGACUCCUUCAAUACACAUCCACACCCAUAAGGCCUCCAAGGGACCGCCAAAUUCCCUACAUUUAAAGCCCUCCGGACCUGACUUCGGCGUCCCCCAACCGGUGCUCGUUCCCUCCCGCCCACCAGUUCCGCCUCCACCCACUCCAGGCCCGAGCAAGCCGACCGACGUCAAUGACGAUUUCAGCAAGGUCAAGCCACCCGCGCAAGUCCUCGUCACGACCUUCUACUCGAGCAUCGAACCAUGGCUGCGCCCGAUCAAGGAGGAGGACGUGGGCUUCCUCGAGUACACCGCGGAUGAGGUCGAGCCGUACGUGAUGCCCAAGCUCGGGCGGCACUACUCGGAGGUGUGGGAGGAGGAGGACAUCGCGUACUAUGGGAUGCCGCUGACGGAUAUAGCGUCCGUGCGCGCGGCGCAAGUGGCGGCUGCGGCUACCUCGUCGUCUACAGGCCCCUUGCCAAAGUGGGAUCCUUCGACGCUCACUGAGAGUGAUGCGGUGACGGAGGAGAAAGGGCACGGUCCGUUCACGGAGCGAUUACUGAGCGCUUUGUUGCCAAUACCCGAUUCCACGGUGUGGAAGGGCGUGAAGGCUGCCGAGGAUGCGAUGGAAGGCCGGCCUGGUAUUACAGGUGCUGCGUUCGCUGCAGCGAAGGAGAAGGUCAACGUGGCUGACUUGGAAGAGCGUAUCAAGGAUUCCGCUCGAUUCUACGGGCUUAUAACUGAGAAGCCUGAUUACUCCGAGGCCAUCGACGACCCAAUAUCCGCUGCUCUACGACAAGCGCAGAGACAGCUACGAACCGUAGUCGCCACUAACAAGGCCCGUAAGAACCGCCUAGCGGCAGUGGCACGCGAUCGCCUGGGGUACCAGGAAUACCUGGAUCUGCGCGACUCGAUCGACAAGAACAUCAUCAGCUUGUACACCAAAUUGCAGAAGAAGGACGCGCCGAAGGUGAGCAAGAAGAAGAAGAAAGGUGUGGAGGUCAACGGCAAUGCAAGUGCCAAUGGGAGCGCCAACGCAAAUGCCACUGUGAACGGCAACGGAAAUGGCAGUGGCAGCAAUAAUACCGUCCUCAUCUCUUCCUUACCUCCUUGUCCUGCCGCGUUAGGGUUGGGCCCCGACGACGAGCUCAAGCUCACUGUCCCGGCGCAGUUAAAGCAGUUGGUGAAUACGCGACGACAGUGGGUCGACGCGGUCGGGUCGGUGUUUGAGGAGAAGGAGCGGGAGAACCCCGGACGGAUCUAUGGGCUACCGCAGAAGAGUUUGUACGAGGGGCUAGAGGAGGAUAUACGGAAGGAGGAGGCGGAGAAGCUAAAGUCUACACCAGCGGAUACACGGACUAAGGGUAGUAGUACUAAUGGUGAUAGUGAAGGGAAGGGGAGGGCGAGAGGAGAUGAGAUGGAAGUCGGGUGA